Manis javanica (Malayan pangolin) is the source of this 669-nucleotide messenger RNA. Lineage: Eukaryota; Metazoa; Chordata; Mammalia; Pholidota; Manidae. The record is from RefSeq and is a predicted model, not a curated record.
UGCACCCGCGAAGUUAAGUUCUGGGCUCGCGCUGUGCUCGGCUGCGCCUUCCUCCCGGCGCAUCCGCUGGCGGCACCGACCUCGCCCCCCAGCCUCGGAUCGCCUCCUCGCGCCCGCUGGGCCCCCGGCGCCGCACUCGCCCCUUCUCGGCUCUCCCGCGGCGGGCGGAGGGCGGCGGUCACCUUGGCCGAAGCGCCCCAGGUGGUGGGGAUCGACCCGGACUUCGAGCCGCUGCCCCGGCCGCGCUCGUGCACCUGGCCGCUGCCCAGGCCGGACUUCAGCCAGUCCAGCUCUGCCACCUCCAGCCCGGCGCCGUCGGGCGGCGCGGCCGCGAACCCCGACGCCGCCGCGGGCCUGCCCUCGGCCUCGGCGGCCGCCGUCAGCGCCGACUUCAUGAGCAGCCUGAGCCUGCUGGAGGACGGCGGGGACUUCCAGCAGGCGCCCGGCUCUGUGGCGGCGGCGGCGGCUGCUGCCGCGGCCGCCACCGGGGGGCUGUGCGGGGACUUCCAGGGCCCCGAGGCAGGCUGCCUGCACGCAGCGCCGCCGCCGCCGCCGCCCGGGCCGCUGUCGCAGCACCCGCCCGUGCCCCCCGCCGCCGGGCCGCUCGCGGGGCAGCCGCGCAAGAGCAGCUCGUCGCGCCGCAACGCGUGGGGCAACCUGUCCUACGCC